UGGUGAUCCUUCCUUAACUAUUUCAUUUUGGGUUUUUUAUUAAAUUCAGGCAUAUUCACGGGCACCAAGCGGUGUCUCGCUGCUACGUCACCAAUUUCAGCAAAUGCCAGGGAACAGCGUGGAAUCGAUGCAUUGUAGUGGUAGCUGAGUUUCAUACGAAACAGGCAACGAUGGGGGAUUCUCUGCGUGCAAUCUUUCUCUUCGUGAUCAUUUCUCUCCUCCACAUCCACUGCCAAGGGGCUAGGCAAACACAGGAUCUCAAAUGUGGAGCAUGUAGGGCUCUUGUGGAUGAAAUGGAGACGGCAAUCUCUCAAGUUGAUCCCAGGAAAAUGAUCCAGACUGGAUCCUUCAGGAUCAACCCUGAUGGCAGUCAGUCUAUACGUGAGGUUCCUUUUGCUCGCUCUGAAGGGCAUCUUUUGGAGCUCAUGGAGGUCAUCUGCGAGAAGAUGAAUGAGUAUGGGGAGCGGGUGGACCCCACGUCUAGCCGCAAGACCUACAUGAGAAUUACUUCACGAGACGGCAAAGCCAUGGACCUCUCAGAUGGAGCCCUGGACUCCAGAGUCUCGGCCAAAUUAAAGUUUGCUUGUGAAACGAUUGCUGAACAAUAUGAAGAUGAACUCAUCGAAUUCUUUGCUCAUGAGAUGGACAAUGUGAAAGACAAACUGUGCAGUAAGCGAACAGAUCUUUGUGACCAUGCUUUGAAAAUGCACCAUGACGAGCUAUAACAUCAAGCCUCUACUGAGAUCUCAUCCUGUUGAUUCAAAACAUCAGACUCAUCAGUUAGAAGUGGGCUAUAAUCAUCAUACGUUUAGUUUUUUUCCCCCUCUGUAAUUAAUCAUUUAUGUGAAACAGGUGUACAUAUACCCUAAUCAAAUCAUCAUUUGUCCUGGAUUCAUGUACUGUAAAAUAAUUCCUGGACACAACAGGGAUUUCUUAGUCUACUUAAGUUCCUAAAUUAAGACUUAAGUUCAGGUGUUCUUUAUGUUUAUUCUGAAAAUGUGGUAUUUUGUACAGUACAUCUUUUGAAAAUCAACACAGUUAGCUUAAGGACCAGGAUCAGUUUUAUAUAUUACUGUAGGAUUUAAAUUUUACAUUGUAACUACAGGUCUGUUCAUUGGAGAAAUGUAAAAUUGACUUCUUUUGUACUACAUUUUGAUGUACCUCAAAAAUGUUUUCCAUCUUAAGCCCUGUCUUAGUUACAUGAUACGUUGAGAUAAUAUGUUUUUUAAGAAAAAUAAGUACUUUCCUGUAUGUCUGUCUUUGAGAAUAUAUAUGUUUCUAGACAA
Molecule: messenger RNA, 1286 nt
Organism: Clupea harengus (Atlantic herring)
Lineage: Eukaryota; Metazoa; Chordata; Actinopteri; Clupeiformes; Clupeidae
Gene: cnpy2
Product: canopy FGF signaling regulator 2
Cellular component (GO): endoplasmic reticulum
Source: RefSeq, a predicted model, not a curated record